This is a messenger RNA of Physella acuta, 1494 nucleotides long. Its product is annotated as beta-1,3-glucan-binding protein-like. Lineage: Eukaryota; Metazoa; Mollusca; Gastropoda; Physidae. The record is from RefSeq and is a predicted model, not a curated record. Gene Ontology annotation, molecular function: hydrolase activity, hydrolyzing O-glycosyl compounds. Gene Ontology annotation, biological process: carbohydrate metabolic process.
CUAUCAUUAACAUCAGCACAAAGUGAUCGGUAUAAAAGGUGGGUUACUACAAGAUAAGUACAUUGUGGAGACAGCAAUUCACAAAAUGUUCAAAUUUGUCCUGCUCGCGCUGGCGGUGGUUCCGGCCAUCAUGGCCAUUCAAGUGGCCAUCAGGUACCAGGAGCCGUUGUUGUCGCUUACCUUGCAUGAUAACAGCCGCGACAUCGCCAGUGUUGCCUUCCAUUACAUCACCAACAACGUCAACCACCAAGCCAGAGGAGUCCGCCUGAGUGACGGCUGGCAGUACCAGACCCGUGACGCCAGACUCGACGGCGCUGACGGCAUCACAUCAUACGCCGUGGCCUACAACGCCGAGGGUCGCGUGCUCUACACCAGUGAACGUUCCCAUCUCGCUCUCAAUGGAAACAGGGGCGUGGCUGUCUUGCCCGGUAGAAAGAUGAGGGGUGCCGUCAUCUUCAGGGACGACUUCAACAGUUUGAACACCGGAAACUGGAAGUAUGAGGUGUCCAUGUUUGGCGGCAUGAACUGGGAGUUCCAAGUGUACACACCAGAGGCCAAGAACGUCUUCGUCAGAAACGGAAACUUGUUUUUAAUGCCAACUCUGACCGUUGAUGAUCCCAGAUGGGAUGAAAACUUCUUGCACACUGGAAAAAUGGAUGUUGCCCAAAUUUGGGGCUACUGUACCAACAGUGGCAACUACGGCUGCGUCAGAGAAGGCCAAUAUGGCAUGCUGCCACCCAUCAUGUCUGGCAAGAUCACGAGUAUCCCCACUCUCAGAUACGGCAUUGUUGAGGUCAGAGCUAAAAUCCCCAAGGGAGACUGGAUUUGGCCAGCUAUCUGGAUGAUGCCAAGAGACAGCGCUUAUGGCGGCUGGCCCAGGUCUGGCGAGAUCGAUAUCAUGGAGUCCAGAGGUAACAACGGCGACAUUGGUGUCGGUACAGUCAGCAGCACCUUACAUUGGGGACCCGCCUGGGACAACAACAAAUGGGACCUGACCCACGGGGAGAGACACACCGGAUCAUGGCACGACAACUUCCACACCUGGAAGCUUGAGUGGACACCUGACCACCUCAUCACCUUUGUGGACAACCAGAAAAUCAUGGAGGUGACCCCAGGGGCCAACUUCUGGCAGAAGGGAGGCUUCAGUGGCCCCAACAUCUGGGCCAGCGGGGAGAAGAUGGCUCCAUUCGACAAGGACUUCUACAUGAUCUUCAACGUCGCUGUCGGUGGCACCAACGGCUUCUUCCCUGAUAACGCCAACUGGGGCGUCAGGAAACCAUGGGCCAACAACUCGCCACAGGCCGCACAAGACUUCUGGAACGGUCGCCACGACUGGCAGCCAACUUGGCAGGGAGAUCAGGCUGCCAUGCAGAUCGACUGGGUCGAGUUCAGGAACUUGUAAAACACCUGGCCAGUUUGAUAUGCCAGUUGGGAGUUUGAAAUGUUUAUGUACAGAGCAUUUUUCUAGGAAUAAAUAUUUUGUUUGAUAGUGUU